This is a messenger RNA of Podarcis muralis (Common wall lizard), 3887 nucleotides long. It is a transcript of the gene THSD1, whose product is annotated as thrombospondin type 1 domain containing 1. NCBI's taxonomy places the organism in Eukaryota, Metazoa, Chordata, Lepidosauria, Squamata, Lacertidae. Gene Ontology annotation, cellular component: cell periphery. The record is from RefSeq and is a predicted model, not a curated record.
CGAGGCUGCUGCGUCCUAAGCCCGUCGAAGGCCGCCUCUUUCCCGGGGGCGGUCAGGCUGCGCGCCCUCCUUCCCUCGCUGCGCCCGCGCUCUCCGCUAGGGCGGGCCAGCCGGCUGCGCUUCCCGUCGGUUCCUUUGCGCCACGCCCGGCCCAGGAGGCGCAUCUCCGCCCGUUUGAAGGGAGAGGCACCGGCGGGGGAGAGUCCCUGCGCGGCGGCGGCGGCGGCUCUGGCUCCGGACAUGCGCGCCCACCGGGAGGAGAGUCCGGCCAGAGUUGGUCGGCCAGCUCCGCCGCCAAAGCCCUUCACCUGACGCCCAAGUGAGCUCGCGCGUCUUGCACGUGGGAACGGCCCCGGAGAGGAAAGUUUGGAGUCGGGGCAAAGAGAGUCGAGUCGCCGGCCAAGCUUGGAAGGAAGAGGGGUCCCUCCGCGUUGCCGUGCCAUCUCCCUCAUGCCCUCUCCAGAUUUGGCACGAUUUAAUUCUCUCAGCCCUCAUGUAGUGGAAGAAAUAUUUGGAACUGGGUUGCAAAGACAGAACAGACAUUGGACUUGGAACAGGACAUGAGGAAUAAAAGGAAGAGGGAGCCCUUCUGAUCAGAAUGAAACAGAUGUUGAAAGAUUUUUCAAAUCUACUGCUAGUCGUGCUCUGUGAUUAUGUUCUUGGAGCAGUGGAGUAUCUCCUCUUGGAGCAAGCAACUCACGUAGCCUUGAGCAAUGGCACUGUGUCGGUUAGCUUCCAGAAUUAUUAUGACAGCAACGUGACCUUGAAAAAUGGUUCCAUCCUGCUCAUAGAUGCCAGCACCAAUCAAACUGUCACCAGAAAACAGCUCCUGCAAAACCAGGACCAAUAUAUUGUUGUCUUUGAGUGCUUCCAUUUUAAGAGUGCCGGGAACUACUGGUUCAAAAUGGCUCCCGAGAACCAGUGGAACGGAGAGAAGACCCCACUGAGUGUUGUCUGGCCUGUAUUCCACUUUGAUUUGAGGAGGACUUCUGAAGCGGUUGAGUCUUCCCUUCAGCUCAGGCUGUUUACCGACGAAUAUUUGUGUCCGGUGAAUAAGACGGUGGUUUCUCUGGAUGUUAUACUGACCAGCCGCUUCUAUGAACUAGGAAAGCAGAUCUCGAAUGAGACUGGGGGACUGAGAACUAGCAAAGAGCUUUCUCUCGCCAGGUCCCAGUGGGUGACGCUUGACUGUCGCUUGGUUGGCCAAGAAGCCUACAUGACUCUGUUCCUGAAAUCGGCAGAGACCAAGUCAGUCAUUGCUUCGGAAGGGCCUAUUGAUCUCGUGCGCAGAUUUGGGUACAAGCUGGUCGUGCCAGGAGAAGUGACAUGUGAGUCUUCGGUUGUGGUUUCUGUCAUUCCUCCUCCCUGCACUUCUACUGGUGGGAACGUUGCUGUGUUCAAAGACCUUGGGCCUUCUGGUCAGGGGGCGUCAAGGCUGCAGGAGAGUGUCAUGAAUCCAAAGGACGGCCAGAUAGAAUUCAACUGCACAUUGUUCGACGAGGGCGCAAACAAAUACUGCUUUGAAUUUAGCCUUUUGCCCAGAGACAAUGCCCCACCGAGAGCGAGGGAAUGUGCGCUAAUCCAAAGGAAUGUUGGAUCCUGGGGACUCUGGCAGGCCUGGAGCCCCUGUAGUGUGACUUGUGGGGACGGCACCCGAGAGCGCUAUCGAGAAUGUCUCGCGUCUUUCCCGUUCCCUAUAAAGCAAGGCUGCGCUGGGAGACAGCAAGAAACAUCUCUCUGCUCCUUGGAGGAAUGCUCCACCACUAAACCUGUACCCAUCACACCACUGUACCCUUCUGAAGACGGCCAGAAAGCCAGUAAUAAUCUAGUAACCGUCACUGGCAUAUCUUUGUGUUUAUCCAUCAUCUUUGCUACUGUCCUGAUCGCCCUAUGGAGGAAGCUUUGCAGGACCCAGAAGUGCAGCACCCCGGUGCGCUGCGACCCCACCCACUCGCCCAGCUUCCGGAAGAACUCCGACGAGGAGAACAUCUGCCAAGAUGAGAGACAGCAGCGAGAGAGCUUUUCUGAGGGAGAAGCUGCUUGUUCGCUUUCUGGAGAACCUCCAGAUAUGCCCUUGAGCUCCAGGAGAAGUCUUUAUUUUGCUCCGGAAGGAGGAGGGGGAGGAGCUUCUGCUAGCGAAAGCUUUGAGUCCACAGCUCAGAAAAUAAUCCCCCCCAUUUUCAGCUACCGCCUCGCACAACAGCAGCUGAAGGAAAUGAAGAAGAGAGGCCUCACCGAAACAACCAAGGUCUAUCGCGUUUCUCAGAACCCUUUGACAGACACGGUACUCGACAGCUCUGUGAGCACAGAGAACCAGGAGGCAGCAGCUGGAAGCAAGUUCAGAAUCAAGUCUCCUUUUCUGGAGCAGCCCCCGGGCCACCCCAUAUCCUUAGGAGACAGGCACUGUUGCAGGGCGGAUUUUACACUGCCUCAGGCCAGUCCUACCUUGAGCCCUUGUCAGUCCCUCAUUAGAAGAGCUCAUCCUAGAUAUCUCGAGAACCAAGCAGAGCCAUCGGAGAGGGUCUGUCCAAGAAGUUCGCAGUUCAGAAGAACAGCCAGCUUUCACGAAACCAGAAAAGCCAAGCCGUUCCGGAAGAGAAGCAUGUCCACCCUGACACCGUGCCAGACCCACCUCUACCGUGGCAGAGCCAGAACGUGGAGUCGUGUCCCGGAAGGAGAGCACCGGCCUAAAUCUAAAAGCACCAGUGAGAGCGUUGAAGAGUUUGAGCUGUAUUAUAGUACUCCUUUAACCACUGAAUCAAUGGCCUAUGGAACACACAACCCCCAUAAAUGGAAGCCCCCAGGGAAGAAACUAGACUCGGUCACCAGACGCCAACCAGUGGCCCAGGCACUGUGCGUUGAUAGAUCAGAGCAGAAGAGAAACGUAAGAGGGCCUUCCCUGGGCCGCGUGGAUGCUUGGAAGAACGAAUCUGCUGUGGUGGCUUUCAAAGAUAUGCACCAAAGAGGAGGUACUCUGAGCCCUACGCAGUACAGAAGGAGCAAGUGCCAGAGCUUCCCAUCUGACCCUGAAUACCACUUCUAUGACAACACUUCUUUUGGUCUGGCUGAAUUGGAACAGCAAACUAUUGAUCUGCCUGGGUAUUUUGCGUCCGAUGAAGGUGGUGGAAUAAAUACCUUAAGCAUUGACCAUUUGGUGCUCUGAGUGCCUUGCCGCCAUCUUGUAGCAAGACAGAACCUGUGGGCUGAUAUGAAUGGUGGUCAAAAAUAAAACAAAUGGGCUUUCUAAAAGCACCACCGGUCAAAUUCCAUCUCAUAGCGGGGGGAUGAGGCCCAGCUGUUGUUUUGUUUUGCAUUUCUGCCCCUGCUUCCUCAACCACUUCAGAGCAGCAAGCGGGAAAUGAUGCCUUCACAUGUAUAAAUAAGCUUCCACUAAAUUAUUCUGCACUGCAAAGCUCUGUGACUCAGUCAUAGUUUGACCUCCGUGUUCAAAGUACCUCAGAGCUUUCUCGAAAACAAAACUUAGGACCUGAUUCUCCAUGCUGCUUUUCCCUGACAUAGCUCUUCACAGGACUGAGUUGUGAGGAUGCCAGUAGUCAGGGCUUUUUUCCAGCCGGAACUUGCCAGAACUCAGUUCCGGCACCUCUCAGGUGGGUGCCAUUGCUAUUUUAAGAGAACGAGGGAGGUGUUCAUGGUGAGUUCCGGCACCUCUUUUUCUAGAAUAAUUGUGCUGCCAAUAGUAGUUGACCCAGCCCCUCCUUCAUGAUUGUAGCAGCUACUGUCUUGUGAAUCCAUCCUCUCAUUUGUCCACAGACCUUGUUAGUUGACUGGGAAGGUGUGGCGUUCGUAUGGUUGUCUCACGGACUAUUGACACGUACACCACUAAUCCGCUGCCACCAACCAGGUCCUCCCUGGUAAGAUCACUUCAG